CACUUCAUUUUCUUCCCUUAUCAGAUCAGUUCACCCCAUUACAGACUGCGAUCUUUACGCUUCUCUGCCCUAAACCAACAAGAUUUUAAGCAUAUCCAAGUGAACAAAAACAGGUAUGUCAUCUUCGGAAAAUCCAGAGAUUGUUGAGAGGGUUUUUGGGAACAAGGAGAAGGAGGAGAAAGAAGAUAAGAAAGAUGAGCAAAAGGGUGGGUUUAUUGAAAAAGUUAAGGACUUUAUCCAAGAUAUUGGUGAGAAAAUCGAGGAAACAAUUGGUUUUGGAAAACCAACUGCAGAUGUAACUGAAAUUCAUAUUCCUCAUAUCAAUCUUAAAAAGGCUGAAAUAGUCAUUGAUGUGCUUGUGAAGAACCCAAACCCCGUCCCGAUUCCUCUCAUUGACAUAAACUAUUUAAUUGACAGUGAUGGAAGGGAACUGCUUUCUGGAUUAAUCCCUGAUGCUGGAACAAUCCAUGCACAUGGUUCAGAGACCGUCAAAAUACCACUUAAUCUGGUUUAUGAUGACAUCAAAAAUACAUACCACGAUAUACAGCCUGGAAGCAUCAUUCCGUAUAGGAUCAAGGUUGACCUUAUAGUUGAUGUGCCUGUUUUUGGUAGGUUAACUCUGCCUCUUGAGAAAACUGGCAAGAUUCCUAUACCUUACAAGCCAGAUAUUGAUCUUGAGAAAAUCCAUUUUGAGAAGUUCUCUUUCGAGGAAACUGUAGCAGUUCUUAAGUUGAAGCUGGAAAACAAGAACGAUUUUGAUCUUGCGCUCAAUAGCCUUGAUUAUGAUCUUUGGCUAUCAGACGUCAAUGUUGGCGGCGCAGAGCUUGAGAAAUCAGCUAAACUUGAAAAGAACGGAAUCAGCUAUAUUGAUAUCCCUAUAACCUUCAGGCCCAAGGACUUUGGCUCUGCUCUUUGGGACAUGAUCAGAGGGAGAGGUACCGGCUAUACCAUAAAAGGUAAUAUUAAUGUGGACACACCCUUUGGAGCAAUGAAGUUACCCAUUAGCAAGGAGGGGGGUACAACCCGUCUCAAGAAGAACAAAGAAGAUGGGGGAGACGAUGAUGAAGAUGAGGAUUGAAGUUGGAGAUCACCUUUGCAAAAGCCACACUUGUUUGAGGCUAGCUUUAUAGAGGAAAAGUCAUCUGCUGAUGGGAACUUUUAGUCCCCAAAAUAAAUAUGAACUUUAGCUUGGAUGUGAAAUAUGUCUACUUAAUAGUUUAUUUUCGAAUUAUGUCUCUGGAUGUGUAACUCGUUGCGAUGAGGUACUAAUUGUUUUAUGAGUUGUUUGCUAUCAUUGUUUUGGUUGAUAUAUAUUAUGCCCCUUGAUGUUCGGACAUCGCGAGUCACAAGCUAUUGACAUUCUAAUGUUUGUUGUUCU
Molecule: messenger RNA, 1378 nt
Organism: Nicotiana attenuata
Lineage: Eukaryota; Viridiplantae; Streptophyta; Magnoliopsida; Solanales; Solanaceae
Exons: 3
Coding region: 116-1078 (320 amino acids)
Biological process (GO): response to desiccation
Cellular component (GO): cytosol
Source: RefSeq, a predicted model, not a curated record